ACACAUAAGUGCAGCAUGAAGUAUCCACUCAUGUUCUUGGUCUGUUUUUUUGGACAGGCGAAGCUAGCAGGGGAGCGGGGGGCUCGUGCCAUCCUCUUCGACAUCACAGAUGAUGAAAGCGCUGCUGACCAGCUGAGGAAACCCAGGGGCCUGAGUCAGCCUGUGGUGUUGAUCCGGGGCCAUGAUGCUGAGCUUCUGAUGGGCGUUGUGAACAAGAAUCGAGAAGCACAUGUGAAGAUUGAGGUUAAAGAGCAGCCAGCAUGGCCAGACUAUGAUGUGUGGAUUCUUCUCACAGUGCUGAGCACUGUCAUUGUGAUCGUUCUGAUUUUUGUCGUUCGCACCAAGUGUCACUGGAACAGGACUCAGGACUCCUUGCAGCAGCAGACCAUGCAGGCGAUCAGCCAGUUGGCCACCCGGAAGUACCAGGCCCGGUGCCGACAGGUCACCCUAAGGGAUUCGGCCAGCAGCUGCAGCUCAGCCCCCGUCUGCGCUAUCUGUCUGGAGGAGUUCAGCGAGGGCCAGGAGCUGCGGAUUAUUUCCUGUUCCCAUGAGUUCCACAGAGAGUGUGUUGACCCCUGGCUGCAGCAGCACCACACCUGCCCGCUCUGCAUGUUCAAUAUCAUUGAGGGGGCUGCCUUUGCCCAGCCUGCACAUUUGAGGCAGAAUUCCCAGGAUCUGGAACCUGGGCGGCGGCUUCACCUCUUCCGGCAACACCCAGGACACGCCCUGUAUCACCUCCCAGAGGCCCACCCCCAGCGGCGGCUCAGGAACUUUGCUUCGCAGCUCCCCCAUGGCAACCCCUUCUUCCAUUCCCCAGAGCUCUCCCAGUUGGAUUUCAGCACCAUGCACUAUUUGCCAUACAGGCCAGUGGGCUCCAGGGCCACAUGCAGCCAUCAGCCCUCUCUAGUCCAAGGCCUAGGGAAUGAGCAGCACCGAAAAUCUCCAGCAUGUGGGCAGAUGCCAUCUUCUCACAGGACCUGUCCACUUCAGCACCAGGCCCGUUGCCUGGGAUUCAGGACUGCGGUAGUACCGAGACAGCACCACGCUGCCCCUCUUCGUCGGGGAACCAGUCAUGGGAGACAGCACAACAGCAGUGGCUCAGGGGAGAGCUAUCUCACAGAGCACAGUGGGUACCUGGCUGAUGGUCCGGGCAGUGACUCCAGCUCUGGACCCUGUCAUGGCUCCUCCAGUGAUUCUAUGUUGAAUUGCACAGAUGUCAGCCUCCAAGGCAUCCAUGGCAGCUGCUCCACCUUCCGCAGCUCCCUGAGCAGUGACUAUGACCCCUGGGUGUACUGUAGCUCCACUGACAAUGGCCAGGAGCAGCUGCAGCCUCCAGGGGAGCCAAGGCCGAGGUCUUUGGACUUGAAGGAGACUGGCAGCACUGCAUUAGCCAAGAAUCAGAUACUGAGUCAUGUCCAUUAUCACCACCACAGGCACCAUCACUACAGGAAAGACCUAGAGUGUCCAUCUGGGAGACCAGGCCAGGAACCCAGCCAGCGUAAGCCCCGGUUUGCUGAGGCUGUGCCCAGUGCUCGGACACAAAAGAGGACUGAGAAAACGCGUCACUGCAAACAGCCUCUUGAAAGCAGCCCGGUGUCCCAGGCUGCAUCUCUGUCAGGACAGCUCUCCUGUGUGCAUCAGGGACCUGACCUCUCAAAGCACCUCUCCUCUUCUGCAGACGGGUCUGACUUCAGCUGGGUGGCCAGUAGGCAAGCUGGAGCAGCUGGUCCAUUGUCUUUCCCGCUGUCACAGAAACAUGGCUUACAAAGCCGUCACCACAGAAGGAAACGGAAGUGCCGCCCGGAGCCUGUUCUGGCUCACCUUUCAGAGGACUCAGAUGUGCACAAAGACUGCAAUGUUCACAUUCACUAUGGCCACUCCCCUGGCUACUGCUGCUCCCCAGAAGUUCAGCCACUGUUGCCAACGGCCCCUAUGCCCUAUUGCUCAGGCUCUCAGGUGGUUUGGAAGUGCCGAGUCCCGCCCUCCCACUUGGAGUCCCAGCAGCAGGACAAGGACCUAUCAGAAUGGGAAGGGAAACCCAUGUAUCCAGUUGAUUUCUCAGGGACAGGCACCACAGAAGACAACACAAGUCUUUACCUCCCCUGCCAAACUCUGCAACACAAUCAGGGUAAGUUUGUUAGUCACCUCUGCUUUUAGCAAACCUCUGAACAGUGGAUUGUACAAUUCAGGGUUCAUAUAUAGACGUGUGUGUGUGUGUGUGUGUGUGUGUGCAUAUAAACACCACACGUUGCCCCAAGCUACUGACAACAACUGAGAAUGGAUGUUUUCAGAGUUCAGACAUCAGAAUUAUAGAAGAUUAGGGUUGGAAGAGACCUCAGGAGGUCAUCUAGUCCAACUGCCUGCUCAAAGUAGGA
Messenger RNA from Chrysemys picta bellii (western painted turtle), 2375 nucleotides. NCBI's taxonomy places the organism in Eukaryota, Metazoa, Chordata, Testudines, Emydidae. The record is from RefSeq and is a predicted model, not a curated record.